UAUAAUCUACCUUUCACAUUUCUAAUCAGUUCUAUGUUCGAUACUCUAUCGUGUAAAUGAUCAAUCGAGUGAUUAUCAACGUAUCUGCAAUUCCUAGGCUCGUUCCAAAGAUGAAAUUUGCGGUGAUCGGUGCUGGAGCAGCAGGUUUAGCGGCUCUGAGACAUUUCACUUCCAAUACUUACAAAGAUGAAAUCGUUUGCUACGAGAAAACAGAAGAAAUCGGUGGCACUUGGGUUUAUAGAGAAGAAACUGGUUUGGAUCGGUACAAUUUACCGAUUCAUACCAGCAUGUAUAAAAGUUUGAGGACAAAUUUACCGAAAGAAGUGAUGGGUUUUCCUGAUUUCCCGAUACCAGAUCGACCAGAGAGCUACUUGACGCGCAAUGAAAUACUUAAUUUUCUUAAUUCCUAUUGCGAUCAUUUUAAAUUGAGACAAUACAUUCGCUUUCUUCAUCACGUUGAAUACGUAGAACCAAUCUCGGAGAAACGUAAAUGGUCGGUUAAGGUCAGAGAUUUAAAGGAGAACGUUGUUAAAACUGAGACAUUCGAUGCGAUUAUGGUUUGCAAUGGUCAUUAUUUCGAACCCUUUACUCCGAAUUUAAAAGGUCAGAACGUUUUUCAAGGAGAUCAACUGCACAGCCAUGAUUACAGAGUACCGACUAUCUUUAAAGAUAAAACUGUCGUUGUCCUUGGUGCAGGUCCUUCCGGUAUGGAUUUAGCUCUCGAAAUAUCGACGAAUGCAAAACGUGUAAUUUUAAGUCAUCAUUUGAAAGAGACGAUACUGACAAAAUUUCCCGAUAAGGUGGUUCAGAAAACAGACGUCGUAGAGUUAACCGAACACGAUGCAGUUUUUCGAGACGGCAGUAAGGAAACGAUCGACGUUAUAUUCUAUUGUACAGGAUACAAAUACAGUUUUCCUUUUCUUUCGGAAAAAUGCGAUAUUCGUGUGGAUUCGAAUAUGGUAACACCGCUUUGGAAACAUCUUGUGUCUAUAGAAAAUCCUACUCUCGCAAUUGUCGGAUUACCAUUUUAUGUUUGCGCCUUUAGUAUGUUCGAUCUGCAGAUACGAUUUCUUUCGCGGUUUUGGCACGGAGAAAAAACGUUUCCUGAAAAAGCAAUGAUGUUACAAGAAGAGUCGGAAGAAUUGGAAAGACGUAUUAAAAAUGGAUUGAGUAAAAGACACUUUCACAUGAUGGGAAUGGAACAAGGCCAAUAUUACGAUGAUUUGGCAAAUACAGCUGCGAUAACUCGACUCCCUCCGGUAUUAGUGAAAUUGCAUAACGAGAGUAGUAAGCGUUUUUUGGAUGAUUUGGUACAUUAUCGAGAAGAUAGGUAUAGAAUCAUUGACGAUUAUAACUACGUGCAACUCUGAAGAUAUACUUUAUAAAAGAAAGAGACAGAUAAGCGAUGGAAUGACAGAUAAAAGCAUACGAUGCAAUAAAGAUUUGUUAAAAAAGAAUGAAAAACUUUAUGGCAAAGGUUUAUAUAGGUAGGAACUAUACGUUAUAAACAAUAUGUUUUAUUUUGUGUAAAAUGAAGACGAAAACAUUAUAAGUACUUAUAACUAUAUAGUACCGAUACAUAAAAAAUGUUUUGUCAUAUCAAUGCUUUUGAUUUUGAACUAUGAAAGAGUUACAAGAUAUUGAUAAAUCCGUUUGAUUAAAAAGAAAUCGCGUGAAAUUUUAUGCGGUAGCUAUCCCAUUACCUAUAAACAAUUAAAGUUAAAAAUUAAUGCUUAAACGCGUAAGUAUGAUUCUAUAUCGACGAUUUGAGAUAAACUAACUAUAUUUGAUAGCAACCAAAAAGCUCUGAAAUAGCAGUGUUACGUAUGUACAAUGUCAAAAAAAAAAAAAGAUGCUAUUAAAUAAUAUCCUGCGCAUUUGCGUUUAUUUGAGAAUUCACAGCACGCGACAAUGUAUCAAGUACAUUUUCUGCUUUUCAAAUGAUUAUAUCUUGAUUAAAACACGAGAUUAAAACUAAGGGGAUGUCUUUUACUAAAUAGAAAAAAAAUAAUAGGGAUAAGAGAAGCACUUUAAAGAUAAAUACGAAGAAACAAUAAAGAGAAUAAAAGAGAA
Molecule: messenger RNA, 2073 nt
Organism: Vespula pensylvanica (western yellowjacket)
Lineage: Eukaryota; Metazoa; Arthropoda; Insecta; Hymenoptera; Vespidae
Product: dimethylaniline monooxygenase [N-oxide-forming] 2-like
Exons: 8
Coding region: 57-1370 (437 amino acids)
Molecular function (GO): NADP binding; flavin adenine dinucleotide binding; N,N-dimethylaniline monooxygenase activity
Source: RefSeq, a predicted model, not a curated record